This is a messenger RNA of Neolamprologus brichardi, 2628 nucleotides long. NCBI's taxonomy places the organism in Eukaryota, Metazoa, Chordata, Actinopteri, Cichliformes, Cichlidae. The record is from RefSeq and is a predicted model, not a curated record.
AUCUUAACUGUUCCAUUGGUUUGUUCUCAGGGUGUGCAACAUUUAAAAAUGCUACAGAGGCUGAUCCUCUACUAUAACUGCAUACCUUCUCUUGAAGAAGUGAAAGUACUGUUUAAGCUGCCAUUGUUAAAAGAGUUGGACCUCAGGCUCAACCCUCUCGUCAAAAAUAAUCCACAGUACCGCCUUUACUUGGUGCAUGCCAUGCCCACCCUGCGCAAGCUAGAUAGCUGUUCAGUCAGAGAUGCUGAGCGUAAAUCUGCCUUGAUGCAGUUCUCUUCUGAACUUCUUCCUCAGCAGAUGAGCUUCUCUUUGAAUCUGAUUGAUGAUCGAAGAAGCAGUGAUCGCAGACCAGCUUUAACUGACCACUUAACCAAGAGCCUUUCUGUCCUGACCGACACUCGUGAUAUUGAGCUGAACUUUGUUGCCACAAAUGAUGGAGAGCAAAGUGAAGCUGUCUCUGACUCAUUUCACAAGGAGGCCGAUGGUUUCAAAGAGAAAGUUUCUGAAGAUUUUAGAGAACAGAGGAGCUCAACUCCCAAACAGGAAACUGCUAAAUCCAUCCUCAGGUAUCCACUCACUAAAACUGAGCAACGUAGACCUGCUCAUGGAAACCCAAAGCAAAAGGAGCCUCCCAAACAAACCAGACAUCCAGCUAAAGGGCAUUUUACCCCAAAUCCAGAUGAAAGCCUCCGUCACAGUUCCUCAUUUAUUAAUAUCCGGCCUCCCAGUCCACGACGUCCUGGUUUGAAUCUGUCUGACCCUUUUAACCCCAUCUUGCAUCCUCCACGACUAACCUACUCCAGCUUCAACAAAACAGACGGGAGCUCCAGCCAGCCUGUGCAAGCUGAGAAGAAAAAAAAGGGUAGUUAUAGGAAACCCCUGGAGAUGCUCCUCAACCUCGUGGACAAACACUGGACAGGGGAGAGGUCACUGCAUCAAAACAACAACUUCCUGUCUCAGGCAGUCCAGAUCCUCUCCAUGAUGGAAAGCGAUAUUUCCAGUCGGGAAACUGAGGUCAGGACCUUACGCCGGGAAGCUGAUGCGCUUCGCUUUCAAGCGGCAGCACGAGAGGAAGAGCACAAAACUGAAGUGCACAACCUCUCCGCUCAGCUGGAGGAAGCUCGGAGAGCGGUGGGCAAACUGAACGAGCAGCUGAGGGUCGUUUUAGAGGAAAACGUUGCUCUGCAGAAGCAGCUCAUCAAGUUAGAACGCCAAUAUCUGAAGUCUAUGAUGAAAAGCUCACAUGUGUCUCAGAUCAGAGAAGCUCAGGCCGAAGUAGAGGAACUGAAGAAAGAGAUCGAGGGGCUGAGGAAGAAAGUGCAGGAAGCUGAGAAAGUCAAAGAACUUUCAGAUAUGCUGCAAGAAAGCCACAGGUCUCUGGUGGCUACAAAUGAAUGCUUGUUAGCAGAGCUGAAGGGAAGUGGGGAACAUUAAUGCAGAAUUUGAACAAAGAGAUGCACGCCAGGAUAAAAAUAUCAAAGCAGGACUAUGCCGACCGUCAUAUUAGCAUGUGCCAACAAAUAUAAACUGCUUAAAUUAUUUUAUUUUUAAAAUUACUGCAGAUUGCUGCAAAAUUGUAGUAAGUGCUAUACCUUUUUUAUAAAUGUUUCUAUUAUUUAAAAUAUGUGCAUAAGCUGCAUUUACUCGAUGUAAACAGUAACGGGGAAAGGCCAUUCAUUCAGGAAGCUUUGUGUAUGAGUGUGUGACAGGGCUGUUAUAUUAACAAAUGAUUUUCUGGGGGGGUGUUAGUGAAAAGGUCAUAAUGCAUUUCCUGGAUCUGUGGCGGGAUCGUCUCUGUUUUGGCUCCUUUUUUAGUUUUUUUUUCUGUUUGUAGGUCAGUCUCCAUCUGCUUUGCACGCCGCAGUGGAAUGAAUGCAUCUAGAUUCCAGCUGCACUGUGACUUUAUUUAUACCUCUGCCUUCGGGCUGGAGAGAUGCGCAGGCAGACAUGCACUUUCCUCUCGCUAACACUAAAUCAAGCCCUGGCAAACCAGGUUAGAGGUUUGGAUGCUACACAAACUGAAUGUCUUCUUUUUCUUUUUAUAUGAAUGUUACAGAUCGCUGGUUGGUACUACUUGCAGGGAGUAAACUCCAAAAAAAAGAAAGCAAGAACAUAACUACUGUUUCAACAGACACUCCAAAACCUACUCAGCAGAGGUUCCAGGGUGUGCGUGCAUGUUUUCUUUUCUUUUUUUUUAAUUUUCAAUAAUGCACUACAAAUCAUGAACACACUUUAAGAGAUCUAAAGAACAAGAACAAAAAAAAAACAAACAGAAAACACACUGCAUGCACUGGGGCAUAAUAGUACAUUACAAGUUAUUUGAAGGAAAAAAAGACAAUAUUGUUUCUCCACAUUAAAAGGUGCACAGUAUUUGGCAUUAAGCACAGAAAACAGAUCAUACUCAAGCUACAAAAACACACUGAUAGCUGCUAGUUUUGCACUUGAUGCAUGAGUCUUCAUCAGCUGAGGCUACAAGUAGUGUGUGACAUGAAUCUGUCAUUCUGCUGGAAAAAUAUUCUACAAAAGUAUAACACUCGUUUGCAAUUUUCCCUUUUUCUGAUACAGUGUGUAAGGAAACAUUAAAAUCCCUGCGUUUGUUUGUUUUUUCUUCAGUUAAAUCUGUGCCUU